AUGGGUUACGAGAAAGACGACGGCAUUUCCGUCGCCCCUCAAACCCCCCAAUAUGAUGUCUCUCUCGCUGAGAAGGGCGUCCUGGAGGUGCCCCAGGAGAAUGAGCUUCAUAGAGCGCUCAAAGCUCGCCACAUUACUAUGAUCGCCAUCGGCGGUGCCAUUGGUACAGGUCUUAUUAUUGGAACUGGUUCCGCGCUCGAGAAGGCUGGUCCCGGCUCGAUCCUCAUAUCCUACUCGUUCAUGGGUUUCAUCGUCUACCUCGUCAUGUGUGGUCUCGGAGAGAUGGCCACUUGGUUACCUCGUUCUUCUGGUUUCACUGGUUACGCCGUCCGCUUCUGCGAUCCUGCUUUGGGUUUUGCGCUUGGUUAUACGUAUUGGUUCAAAUAUAUCAUUGUUACGCCGAAUCAGUUAACAGCCGCUGCGCUGGUCAUUCAAUAUUGGUUGCCGGCCGACAAGGUCAAUCCUGGAGUAUGGAUCACCAUAUUCCUGAUCCUGAUCGUCUUCAUCAAUUACUUCGGCGUUGGGUUCUUUGGAGAAUUCGAGUUCUGGCUCUCCUCCUUCAAGGUCGUCGUCAUCAUCGGACUGAUUCUACUCUCCUUCAUUCUUAUGCUGGGAGGUGGCCCCGACCAUGACCGCAAAGGUUUCCGCUACUGGAAGGAUCCGGGAGCUUUCAACUCCUACAUCGACCUGGGCCCAGAUGGCCAAGGCUCGGCUGCUGGACGCUUCUAUGCCUUCUGGGCAACUUUGGUCUCUGCCACCUUUGCGUACCUCGGCACAGAACUCGUCGGAGUGACAGUCGGCGAGGCUCAGAAUCCCCGCAAAACGAUCCCACGCGCCAUCAAGCUGACCUUCUACCGUAUCCUCUUCUUCUACGUGAUUAGCGUUCUGCUCGUCGGCACCCUGGUUCCUUACGACAGUGAAGAACUCCACGAUGCAAACUCCGCGUCCACCUCUUCAGCCGCCUCCCCCUUCGUGCUGGCCAUCCAGCUCUCCGGUAUCCCUGCGCUCCCCCACAUCCUGAACGCCUGUAUCCUCGCCUUCGUCUUCUCCGCCGCCAACUCAGAUCUCUACAUCGCCACCCGAACCAUCUACGGUCUCGCCAAAGAAGGCAAAGCACCCAAGAUCCUGACCAAGACCGACCGCCGCGGCGUCCCAUACGUGGCUCUGGGAGUCUGCACCCUCAUCGCCCUGAUCUCCUACAUGAACGUCUCCAGCAGCUCCAAGACCGUCUUCAAAUACUUCGUCGACCUCGUCUCCCAAUUCGGUCUCCUCAGCUGGAUCUCCCUCCUCGUCACACACAUCUGCUUCGUCAAAGCCCGCGAAGCCCAACAAGUGCCCAAGAGCGAGCUCGCUUACACCGCGCCCUUGGGAGUCUGGGGGUCCUACUUCGCCCUGUUCUGGUGCAUCGUCGUCUCCCUAACCAAGAGCUUCGACGUCUUCACCGGCGACACCUUCAACUACAAGACCUUCAUCACCUCCUACCUCGGUAUCCCUCUCUACCUGAUCCUCAUCUUCGGGUACAAGUUCACAACCCGCUGCAAGCGCGUCCUGCCCCACGAGGCAGACCUCUACACAGACAAGGACGCCAUCGACCGCGAGGAAGCCGCGUACCUCGCUCAGCAAGAAGCGAAGAGGGCCGCGCAGGGCAAGAACCACAAGCAGGCGAACUGGUUCUACAAAACGUUCCUCUCUUGGCUGUUCUAG
Aspergillus mulundensis is the source of this 1704-nucleotide messenger RNA. RefSeq names its product dicarboxylic amino acid permease agtA. The record is from RefSeq and is a predicted model, not a curated record. Gene Ontology annotation, cellular component: membrane. Gene Ontology annotation, molecular function: amino acid transmembrane transporter activity. NCBI's taxonomy places the organism in Eukaryota, Fungi, Ascomycota, Eurotiomycetes, Eurotiales, Aspergillaceae. The transcript is spliced from 4 exons. The coding region runs from base 1 to 1704 and encodes 567 amino acids. Gene Ontology annotation, biological process: amino acid transmembrane transport.